Molecule: messenger RNA, 3928 nt
Organism: Helicoverpa armigera (cotton bollworm)
Lineage: Eukaryota; Metazoa; Arthropoda; Insecta; Lepidoptera; Noctuidae
Exons: 4
Coding region: 1252-3417 (721 amino acids)
Source: RefSeq, a predicted model, not a curated record
UAUUUCAUAAUUUAAUCUUUCGUUAUUAUUUUUUUAUAAAUUAUUUAAAACCUACUAUAAAACGCUGCACGCGAGUCAACUCAAACCAGACCGCCGCGCGGCUUCACAGGGAGAGGACGUGUCGCUCCGUAGCAUCGCGUAGGGUGAAUGACCUUUGCCGUGGAUACCGAGAAUAGUGGAUAUUUUGAGCGCGACCGAUACAUCUUGAUACGUUGACGUAAUGGGAAAUAAAACCCAGUACUAUAAGGGAAACAAACGAAAACACAAAAAUUUAUCAAGUAUGGAAAAAGCAAGGGCUAAAAGGUUUGUUUAUCUUAUUCUUAUAGUCAACCCAGUGCAUACCCUUGUGAAAGGACAUAUCGUAUUAGAUUAAUAUAUUUUUGAACCAACGACAUGUGUGAUCUAAGAAAAUAUAUGUACAAAUUGGCUUCGACUGGUAGCGGGAUAUUCAAAUAAAAGAUGUUUUUUGAUGUAUUUUUGUUACCUAAGUUAACAUCAAGUAUGGGACAUAAAUCGCGGUAUUAAGUACCUCGGAAUAUUUUUUAUUCCUUCCGAUUUAUUCAAUUUCUUAUUAUUAUUAUAAAAUAUAACAUUAUUAUGUUCAAAGCAUGUUUCUUUGGUAUUAUUUUAUUUUCUUUUAUUACUAACUAUUUAAUUAUUAACGUUUGCUUUCAAAUAAAAAGUUUGGUGUGCUUACUUCCGCUUUGUGGUUUAAAUUCAGGCUUUGUAACAAAACAUCAAGAGCUGAAGACAUAACAGAAACAGAUGAGUGCUCAAAACAAAAUGAAGAACAGGUACUUUGAAUUUUAUUGUAAAAGGCGAUUUACACACGACACUCUGCAUUGUUGUAAAACUAGAACAACAUUAGCCCCGCUUCACCAACGGCAGUGACCGAGGUGCCUUGUAUGAAUCAGCUUGCUAUUCCAUCACCGAGUAAUUGAAUCCAUUGCUUUUUUCAGAAUGUUUUAUUGGGUGCAUCUGAAGAAAGUUUUGAUAUAUCAGGUUUGGUAAGUUAUCUACCUAUAUAGGUUAUCAAACUAAUAUACUAAUUUUAGUCAAGCUUUAUUUAAAAUUGCAAUUAAUUUGCAAAGCCUAUAAUCGCCCUGAAUAUUUUUUAAUUUUAGGGUUUAAUUGCAGGUUAUCGAAGCAGCAAAUCCAGUCCCACUAAAAACCAUUUUUAGAGGCCGUAGAAUUAUUGAUUUCCAGUAUUUUUUUGACCAAAUUAAAAUAAUUAAUAAUCAUAACAGAGCAAUGGGCUGUAACAUAGAUAAUAUGGAAGUCUUGAAGGAGCACAAGUUGGGUUUGGAAUCGACAUUUGUCAUGAAAUGCAACAUGUGCAAUUUAGAACUCCAACUGUUCAGCUCAGAUACUUCAAAUUGUAACAUGAGAGUAAAUCAUGGUGCUGUGACCGGAGCAAUGAUGAUUGGGUGUGGAAGAUCUAAUUUAAAUGAAUUAUUAGCUUCCGUAGAUCUACCUAUACUGGAACAAAAAGUGUAUGCUGAUUGUCAUGAUGAAGUAGCAACAUGGUGGAAAGCUGCAGCUGAAGAAAGUAUGCAAGUGGCUGCGAAGGAAGAAGCUGAUGAAGCUAUUGCAUGUGGUGAGGUCAAAGACGGUAUUCCCAUUAUUACUGUUGUUGCGGACUGCUGUUGGUCAAAAAGAUCCUACAAAACCAACUACUCAGCUCCGUCGGGCGUCGCUGCUAUUAUUGGGUACAGAACAGGGAAAGUUGUUUACAUGGACGUAAAAAAUAAAUAUUGUGUCGUUUGUUCCCGGGCAGCGGUCAAAGGUGUGCCCGUUAUAAAACACGAGUGUUACAAAAAUCAUUCUGGAUCUUCGACCAGCAUGGAACAGAGUGUGAUUGUCGAAGGGUUUAAAACUUCUGUUGCGAGGCAAAAUGUUAUCUACGGUACACUGAUCGCAGACGGCGACGCGAGCACUUUUAAAAAAGUUCUCGAAAGCAGGCCAUAUCCGAACUAUCAAGUGAACAAGAUCGAGUGCACCAACCAUCUUCUCCGGAAUUACUGUGGAAAAAUCUUCAUGCUGAGCAAAGAUACCUCAAUCCCUCUACAUGAACGUAAAUUGCUCACCAACGAUCGGCAAAAAAGGCUUCGCACGGCAGUCAAAUGCGCAAUACGAUUUCGCAAAGCUCAGAAUUUGUCUAGCUCUGAUAAGAUAAUCAAGUUGAAAAAUGAUAUUUUGAACAGCCCAUUACAUAUCUUUGGAGAACAUAAUGCUUGUGACUCGUAUUAUUGUAGAGGAAGGACAGGAGAAGAAAACUUGGUUCCUAAAGUCCGGUCUUUGAUGACUAAAAUUAUGACUCACACUGCACAGAUCGCGUUCCACUCCAAAAGCUUACUCCAUAACGUCACUAACAACAGGGCUGAGCAAUUUAACAGUAUCGUUGCAAAGUUGGUUGGUGGCAAGCGCAUAAAUUUUUCGCUUAAAAAUUCAUAUACAGCUCGAUGUCAUGCAGCAGUUGUCUCUUUCAAUUCCGCAAGACCUCAGUACAACAUUUAUAAAUCAAAAUUUGACAAGAGUCCAGGUAUGUCACUGAAACGAAUCGAAAUGGCCCGUCUUAGAAGGAUACAAAAGGGUAAAAUGAUUCGCCGCCCUAGAAGAAGAUUACAUUUUUACGCUGAAAAAUGUGACUACGGCGAAGAAUGUCAAAGACCAGACAUGUCUGCGGAUGAUUAUGAGACUGCGAAAAAUAUGUUUCUUCAAAACCUUAAGGAGCAGGUCAACAAUAGAGAGGAGGUGGAGAGAGACACUAUACUUCAGGCGGAAAGCCCACUUUGGCUUGAAUUGCGCAGAUGUCUGCUCACAGCAUCAUCGUUCGGCAAAGUGUGCAAACGAAAAUCAAGUACAAGUUCUGCUGCCCUUGUCAAAAGUCAUUUGUACUGUUACUCUCUUGCCAAUGUGAGAAGUAUAAAGCACGGAAUGGACAAUGAGGAAGUUGCCAUCCGGCAGCUUGAAAGUCAACUAAAUAUCAAAAUUGACAAAUGUGGCCUAUUCAUUGACGAAGAAUUCUUUUUUCUCGGUGCUUCACCUGAUGGCAUUUUUGAGGAAGGACUUGUAGAAAUAAAAUGUCCUAUAUCAGCAUUUGAAAUGCAUGCUGAUGAUGCCAUCAACCAAAAAAAAAUUAAGUUUUGGAAUUCCAACGGGACUGUCAAUCGUCGCCACGAGUGGUUUUACCAAAUACAAGGACAGCUACAUAUAACUAAGAAGAACGUAUGUUUGUUAGCUGUCUGGACUGGGAAAGAAUUUCCCUUGAAAGUAGAAAAAAUCACUCGUGACGACGAAUUUUGGCAAGGCCAAAUGCAAACUCGUCUCGUAAAUUACUAUAACCUGUGUCUGCUGCCCGAAAUAGUAGACCCACGCAAAUCCAGGUCAAUGGCACUAAGAGACACUAGGUACUAAUUUUUAAGAUUCCGAACUUUUUUAUUUAAUUUUUUACAUAAUUUCAAAAUAAAUGUAUACAUUUAAAUAAACGUGGUUUCAUUAAAAAAUAAAAACUGUGUCAUUUAUUUACUCAAUUUUUGUAACAAUUUAUAAAUAAAUAAAUAAGUGCACUCGAAAGGACUAAAAUUGGUUGCUACUCGCACGCACACAACCAAGAUGCUUAUGUACCGCAUUUCUUGCGUUGAAUUACCUAUACUUGACAUCGCGCGCCGAACGUACACGGUCUUAACAACUUAUUUUCAUGCUUUCACAUAUUUUAGUCAUCCAUAGAUUUACACUAUUUUCUCGCUAAUAACUAUUUACUAAAUAAUAUAUUUUUUGCUGUACUAAUUUCACUCGAAAGGAUCAAAAUGGUUUGUGUGACUAUACGUGAAGUAUGAUAGGCACGCACACAGCCGCGACGCUAGUCUGCGUGAUUUGUUGCGUUGAAUUACCUAAAGUUGAGAUCGCGCGCCGAGCGUAUACGCUC